Symbiodinium pilosum is the source of this 532-nucleotide messenger RNA. The record is from the annotation of a GenBank genome assembly. NCBI's taxonomy places the organism in Eukaryota, Dinophyceae, Suessiales, Symbiodiniaceae.
GUCUUGUGACGCCACUGAUCGACGGGAUGAACUUGGUGGCAAAGGAAUUCAUUGCCGCCAAAGACCGGAGCAUCGACAAGGUGGUUCCAGGCACAGUGGUCCUCUCAGAACUAGCAGGUGCUGCACAGGAGCUUUUUGACGCCAUCGUAGUGAAUCCGUAUGAUGACGACGCUGUUGCCGACGCCAUCGCAAUUGGUCUUGAGCUCACGCGCGGCAACCGCCUGGGAGAGGAUCAGCGAUGGGAGGUGACGGAGCGAAUGCGGCAGGCCAUCAUUGAAAAUGACUCUGCUGCCUGGGGUCGAAGUAUGCUUGCGGAGCUGGAGAACCCUUCUAAAGGUACGCGCAUUGCUCGACCUGAGAGAUUGGCCAUGCAAUACUUGCAGGACCACUUCGCUGCGAAAUUCUUCGAAAGCCGGGAAGGGCUCAAAGCCCUGUUCCUGGACUAUGACGGGACACUUCGCGAGUUCGAGGCCCGGCCAGAGGAUGCAGUCCCCACAGAGCAGACGCUGCAGACCCUCCACAGCCUGGCAAA